Harpegnathos saltator (Jerdon's jumping ant) is the source of this 3602-nucleotide messenger RNA. Its product is annotated as ABC transporter G family member 23. Gene Ontology annotation, molecular function: ATP binding; ABC-type transporter activity; ATP hydrolysis activity. Bases 1192 to 3429 code for a protein of 745 amino acids. Lineage: Eukaryota; Metazoa; Arthropoda; Insecta; Hymenoptera; Formicidae. Gene Ontology annotation, cellular component: membrane. The transcript has 14 exons. The record is from RefSeq and is a predicted model, not a curated record.
GCCAGUUCUUACUGGGCCUUGUCUUGGCUAGGUCACUCUUACUCUCGGUUUUCCCCGUUUGCACUCUCGCCUUCGUUUUUCCGUCAGUCUUUCCGUGCGACGCGGAAGAUUAACACGUCUGCGACGUCUGGUAAUAGUGACGUGAAGUUGUACAAACAUUAGGUGCAUCAGUGUGCGCCAGUCAGAAGUGCCAUAGGAAUCUAAAGUCUAACUUUGACAUCGUAGAUCCUUAUAAAUCGUCAAAACUUGUGCUUGUGCGUCAUUACGCGUCAUUGCGCUAUCAAAUAUUACUUCAUUAUUCGUCCGUCGACACUUGUCGACACAAAUUUUGCGUUAGAACUGUGAAUUGCUCUAAAUCCACCGCGACAUUGUUUCUCAAGGCUUCGCUCUCAAAUUCACAAAUUCUGAGAUUUAACUGCUUGUGAUUGGCGUAAUUCGCCAAUCGAUGCGGUGCUUCUCAAAAUUUUCGAAACUUAGAGAGUUUGGAGAAUAUAUAAUAAACAAACUUUUAUGACACUUUGAGUACUGACCGAAGGUCAAUCAUGUCAUAUCGGAAUCAAGAUGUGUAUCUUUUAAGAACAGCUGAGAAUCCGUGAGGAACAAAGAAGAGGACCGUGUGUUACAAGCAGCUUUAUCAGUGAUCACGAGCUGCACAAAGUUGAUUCAACAAUUCAUUCGUAAUUGUAAUUGAUUUUAUAAUUUUAUGCUUCGACCGAAUAAAGUAUUAUUAAAAAGUAGACUGGAAUGUUUAAAAAGCUGAGCAAACAAGCACACAUACAAGAAUAGACCACUGUAAAGUAAGCAGUUGCAAAAUAGACGAUAAACGAAAAAUAAUCUGUUGAACCAUUCAGCCAUACUAUUCAAGAGCAAAUUACUGAAAAGCAUAAUCGUCGGAAAAAUUUCCACAAGAAGUAUCUUCCAAGAAGAUAUGUUCGGAAACAUUGACACAAGUGAAAUAUAUGAAUUAAUUUAUGUGCACACAAAGAAAAAUCUAAGUAUAUGUGAAUAAACACGGAUAUGAGUGACAUAACCAAAGAACAACGAUGCGGCUGAUUUGAAUAAAGAGGAAGAAAUAUUACGCAGAGAUAAGUGCUCGAUAGUGAUCGAAGUGAUCCCAAUUAUACAGUCUUAUUCUUAGACUAUAUUCUGCUCAAGGAAGCAAGAAAUCACGUCGACGUCGAUAUUGCAAAGAUGGAAAGCGCGAACUCAUCGAAUAUCCUGAUGGAGCUGAAGACCCGACGACAGCAGUUCCAAACGCAAACAUCCACCUUGGAUACGCGAAGAAGGCAGGCGGUUUGCGUGAGGCGUGCUUUCAAGAAGUACGGCUCCAAGAACAAUCCGAACGUCAUUCUCGAUGGCUUGAAUAUGACUGUACCGAAAGGCACGAUUUAUGGACUGCUCGGUGCGAGCGGUUGCGGCAAGACCACUUUAUUGUCAUGCAUCGUCGGCCGCAGACGAUUAAAUUCCGGCGAAAUCUGGGUCCUGGGUGGCCGGCCGGGGUCCAAGGGAUCCGGCGUGCCUGGACCCCGAGUUGGCUACAUGCCGCAGGAGAUCGCCCUGUACGGCGAGUUCUCCAUCAGGGAGACAUUCAUCUACUUUGGCUGGUGCGCCGGCAUGACGACCGACCAGGUGGACGAGAAACUGGAGUUUCUUAUCAAGUUUUUGCAACUGCCCUCCGAAAAUCGUUUCGUCAAGAAUCUGUCGGGCGGCCAGCAAAGGCGAGUGUCCUUUGCUGCGGCUCUCUUAGCCGAUCCCGAGCUUUUGAUUUUGGACGAACCGACCGUCGGUGUGGACCCCGUUCUACGGCAGAGCAUCUGGGAUCACUUGGUGCACAUCACCAAGGAUGGCAACAAGACCAUUAUUAUUACCACUCACUACAUCGAGGAAACAAGGCAAGCCGGAAUAAUCGGUCUGAUGAGAAGCGGCAAGUUUCUCGCGGAAGAAUCGCCGACGAAGCUGAUGGAAAUGCAUCGUCUCGAUACGCUGGAGGACGUUUUUCUGAAACUGAGCAGGAAGCAGAAUCUGGGCUUGCGUCGAAGAAGCAGUAUUCUGAGCAGUAUAACAGGCGUACCGCCAGAAAAUGACGUGGACGAUGAGAUGAGUGGUGAAUUUGGCGACAACGUGAGCAUUUCUAGUCGAAGAAGAAGUGUGGCCAUUACGGAUGACGGCAAUAUGCCAGAAUUGCCGCCGGAGGAGGAAGGUUCUUCCAACUUUAUGCUCAACCCGAUGCACAUGAAAGCUCUUAUCUGGAAGAAUUUCCUGUGGAUGUGGCGAAAUUUCGGAAUGAUGGCGUUUAUCGUCGGUCUACCGGUGGCUCAAAUUAUCCUCUUCUGUUUGUCCAUCGGUAGAGACCCAGUAGGCCUUCGAUUGGCCGUGGUCAAUAAUGAGUUAAACAAGAGUGGGAUCAUGGAAUCGUGCAUACCCACGACCGGAUGCGACUGGUCGCUACUGAGUUGUCGAUACCUUCAGUAUCUGAAGGAAAGAACUUUAGUGUUGUUACCUUAUAACAACGAUGAAGAAGCCAGAGUUGCCGUGGAGAAAGGUUUAGCGUGGGCCACUUUAACAUUCUCCUCGAAUUACUCAAGUUCUCUCAUGGCUAGGGUAGACGAUGGCAGGAAUGUAGCAGACUGGGAUUUGGAAUCUUCUGAAAUGAAAGUCGUCAUGGACAUGUCCAACCAACAGAUAGGCCAGUUACUACAAAGAGACUUGCUUUACGCAUAUCAAAACUUUGCAAGAGACAUCACUGUGGCUUGCAAUUACAGCGAGAAAUUGACAAGCAUACCCAUAAAUUUUGAGACACCGAUCUAUGGACCCCUAAACCCUAAUUUCACGGAUUUUGCAGCCCCUGGAAUAGUUCUAACAAUUAUCUUCUUUCUUUCGGUCGCCUUGACAUCAGGUUCCAUGUUGCUGGAAAGGAACGAGGGUCUAUUAGAAAGAAGUCUCGUAUCAGGCCUCACUGGCACGGAGAUUCUUUUCGGCCAAGUGAUUACGCAGUUCAUGGUGAUGUUUGGGCAGACAGUGGUAUCUCUCAUCGUCUGCUUUCUGAUCUUUAAGGUCACCUGCGAGGGUGAUAUCGGUUGGAUCAUCACGUUAACCGUCCUUACAGGACUUUGCGGCAUGUGCUUCGGAUUCGUUAUCGCCUGCUUCUGCGACAACGAGAGAAACGCUACAUACUUGGCGAUGGGAUCCUUUCUUCCCAUCGUGAUGCUCUGCGGCAUCAUCUGGCCAAUCGAGGGCAUACACCCCGUUCUCAAAUACAUUAGCUUCCUAUUACCGUUAACAAAGAGCACGGAGUCGAUGAGGGCGAUAUUGGCUAGAGGCUGGCCGAUUUCGGAACCGGUCGUCUAUUAUGGUUUUAUCGCCACGUUCAUUUGGAUCAGCAUCUUCAUGACCCUGGCGAUACUGCUGCUCAAAUUCAAGAAGGAUUGAUUCGGGAAUGGGAAAGGGUAAUUUUACGAGUAUAUAUAUAAAGAGAAUCAACCAGACGUCUCUUUGCGUAAAUUGCGUAUGUAAUAUAUAUAAUAAGGUUAGAUUUCCAAAUUGUACCUUAGCGAUUGUUUUAUAAUAAUAAUAUUUAAUAAAGGCAAGAAGUUCUGGAUUUA